GUUCUAUCGGGGUUUCUGGGGGCGGGAAAGACCACGCUGCUGCAGCGCAUCCUGGCCAACCAGCAAGGCCUGAAGGUGGCGGUGAUAGUGAAUGACAUGGCGGAGGUGGGAAUCGAUGCGGAGGCGGUGAGAGGCGGGCAGUCCACAAUCCAGCAAUCACAGGAUCACGUUGUGGAGCUAAGCAAUGGCUGCAUCUGUUGCACGCUGCGCGACGAUCUGCUGCAGGAAGUGGCAGCACUGGCAGCUGAGGGGCGCUUUGACUACUUGCUGAUUGAAUCAACAGGCAAGCAACCCUGCAUCAGCGAGCCCAUGCCGGUGGCGGCCACUUUCUUCACGCCUGACAACAUGGGGCGUUCCCUCAGCGCCUUCGCCAAUAUUGACACAAUGGUAACGGUGAUAGACGCAGAUGCGGUGUCAGCAGAGCUGGCGGCUGCCGAGCGGCUGGCCGAGCGCGCGAUGGCGGCCGGGUCGGGGGACACGCGCACGAUCGCUGACCUCAUCAUGGACCAGAUCGAGUUUGCUGACACGCUGAUACUGAACAAGUGCGACCUGGUGUCCCAGGAGGAGGUAGGUCGUCUGCAGGCAGUGUUAGCAAAGCUGAAUCCCAAGGCUCGCAUCAUCCCUACAUCGUUCUGCCAGGUGGCGCUCUUUGAGGUCCUCCACACGCGCAGGUUUGCGCUGGAAACAGCGGCGCAGGCGGCGGGCUGGCAGGCUGAGCUGGCGGGGGCAGGGCACGCCCCCGAGACGGAGCAGUACGAAGUUUCCAGCUUUGUGUACCGGUCUACAACAGCGUUUCACCCCCUGAGGCUGUGGCGCCGCGUGCUUGAAGAUAACGCUCUUCCCCCUACUCUGCGAUCCAAGGGCUUCUUCUGGGUGGCGAAUCGGCCAGAGGUGGUGUGGGAGUGGUCAACCGCAGGAGCCUCGCGAAGGUUCGCCCCAUACGGGCGCUGG
Molecule: messenger RNA, 951 nt
Organism: Coccomyxa subellipsoidea C-169
Lineage: Eukaryota; Viridiplantae; Chlorophyta; Trebouxiophyceae; Coccomyxaceae
Product: cobW-domain-containing protein
Exons: 8
Source: RefSeq, a predicted model, not a curated record